CGCACGGUCUGCAGCCCCGGCCGCUCCCAAGUGCACAGUCCUAGGGCCUAGGACAGUGCUGCGGAGAGGGAGGCGCCGGCGGGCCACGGAGAGGCCUGGGUUGAGAGCCAGGAGGCGCGCGGGGGUGGGCGCUGCAGCCGCGGGUUGUUUAUCUGGAGUACGGAGGGGAGGGGGGAGCCUGGAAACCGCCCCGUGUCCCAUUUCCUCCUCUUGUUUUCGCUCCGGAUUCUCCAUGUUGGACCCAAACUGAGGAGCCCGGAGCUGCAGCCGGGGGAUCGGGGCCGGGGGCACCGAGGGGUAGCCACUGCCCGGGCCGCCCGCCCUCCAUCCAGGCCACCUCCCUUCCCGGCUCGGGGAGGGAACGAGAGCAGGGAUGUGAACAGCCGUGGGGAGCGCAGACUUGGGAGCCGGAGCCCGAGCGGGCCCCCCGCCCAGGCCCCCCAGCCCAGCCCAGCCUGCGCGCCGGCCCGCCCGCCCGUCCUCCCGCCCAGCCAGCCCGGGCCCGCGGGAUUGUUAGAUGGAACACGGCUCCAUCAUCACCCAGGCGCGGAGGGAAGACGCCCUGGUGCUCACCAAGCAAGGUCUGGUCUCCAAGUCCUCUCCUAAGAAGCCUCGUGGACGGAACAUUUUCAAGGCCUUUUUCUGCUGUUUUCGCACCCAGCAUGUUGGUCAGUCAAGCUCCUCCACUGAGCUCUCCCCAUACAAGGAGGAAGCCAACACCAUUGCUAAGUCGGAUCUGCUCCAGUGUCUCCAGUACCAGUUCUAUCAGAUCCCAGGAACCUGCCUCCUCCCAGAGGUGACAGAGGAAGAUCAAGGAAGGAUUUGUGUAGUCAUCGACUUGGACGAAACACUUGUGCAUAGUUCCUUCAAGCCAAUCAACAACGCUGACUUCAUCGUGCCUGUUGAGAUUGAGGGGACCACUCACCAGGUUUAUGUGCUCAAGAGGCCUUACGUGGAUGAGUUCCUGAGAAGAAUGGGGGAGCUCUUUGAAUGCGUCCUCUUCACUGCCAGCCUGGCCAAGUAUGCCGACCCUGUGACAGAUCUGCUGGACAGGUGUGGAGUGUUUCGGGCCCGCCUCUUCCGGGAAUCCUGUGUGUUCCACCAGGGCUGUUACGUCAAGGACCUCAGCCGCCUGGGAAGAGACCUGCGGAAAACCCUCAUACUGGACAACUCGCCUGCUUCCUACAUCUUCCACCCUGAGAAUGCAGUACCUGUGCAGUCUUGGUUUGAUGACAUGGCAGACACUGAGUUGCUGAAUCUGAUCCCCAUCUUUGAGGAACUGAGCGGAGCAGAGGAUGUCUACACCAGCCUUGGGCAGCUGCGGGCCCCUUAGUCCUCCCUGCUUCCAAGCAGCGGCCAUCCCAGUUAAGGGGACUUGCCUACACUGUGCCUUCAUGAUCAGCCUGACAGAGUGGGAUCCGGAGCAUCUCACCAAAUGAAGCUUGGAAAUAGAAAUGAUUACAAAGAUUUAGGACAGGUUAGAUGCCGAGUAGGCAAAUAUCAAACCAACUAUAGCCAGAACUACCUACUCCCUGAGUUGGGCUCCCAUGGGGUGUGUGUGUGUGUGUGUGUGUGUGUGUGUGUGUGUGUGUGUGUGUGUGUGUGUGUGUGUGUGUGUAUCUUGCCUUGAACCAUAGCCCUGGGGUAUAAUUAUUUCAGGUUGAGGGAGAAUCUGAAAGACUAAAAUUCUCCCUAAGUUAAGCCUGUCAUUUUAUCCAGUCACCCUAAGAGCCACUGAGCUCUAGCAGGAUGAAGACAAUUGAAGGCUCCGUUGCCAAACCAUGGCCUUUGCUCAGUGUUGUAAGGCUCAGGCCAAGGAGAAAGGAGGGCAAGAGGCUGCCUUCUGGUGCCCUAGGGGACUCCCCCUCCCCCUUUCUGAAACCUUUCUCCAGCCAGCUGCUGCAGACAGACAGAUGACAUCUCUGCAUCUCUGGGAAGAGGAAAACUUGCUCCCAGGACCUGUAGCCUCAGUGGCCGCCAAGGCCUGUGCACUCGCCUCCAGCUGAGUGCCUGGUUUGGGCCUUCUCUCUGGGGUCUCCCCAAGGCUUGGGUACCAGACCUGCCUUCCUCACCACCUAGCCAUAGUCUUGAACCUAUGGGGAAGGAGGUUCACAGUAUCUGCCCUGGAAGAGGACAGAUGAUUGAUUUCCGUUCUUUUGACUCUGUUUUAAAAUUCUCUUUCUAAACAUGGAGUGUUGGACCUGUUUUGUUUCCGCAGAGCUACAGCCCUGGGGCUAAGAUGACUGGGAGGCACUGGGGGUGCAGGAAGAGGAAAAUCCUGAAAGCGUGAAUGUGUGUCCCUUUGGCUUGUUAGUCGGCUGAGCAUGGGACAGUUGUCUGUAAAUCUGCCCUUCAGGGAUUUUCUGCUGGUGCUGGUGUAAGGACUUGCAUUCCAAAGUCCAUGCAGGAAGGGCGCUCCGAGUCCCGCCCCUCCUGUUUCUCGGGCAGGGCUCUUUCCUGUUGUGUCUUCCCAGGAUCUGCCUUCUGCCAGGCACUCCUCUGCCCCAGUCCUCUUCCUGGCUGAUGCUUUUUUAUUCUCCAGAGCCUCAGAGACACUCCUGCUUUUCAAACCGGGCUAAGGGGGGAAUGGUUCUGUUCAUCAUUUACUUUGCCAACCUAACACACCUGCCACCUGCAUUGCUGACAGGUGUGAGCAAGCCCUUCACACCUGCGCUUUGGUAUAUCUUGCUUUCAAAGUUUCUUUAUUGUGAAUGCUUUAAAAAAAAAAAAGUUACAACAGAUGUGUCCCCACAAUGGAAAAACAAAAGGGGAAGUGCUGCUGUAAUUAGGAGCACAAGGGGCUCCCUUGGGGAGCCCCAACUCAGCAUCACUGCCUUAAAUGGAGCCUCUCUCCCCCCCCCCCCUUCUUCCCUCUUUUCCUCCCUGAGUUGGGAAGGACUUCCUAUCUCCAUCUCUGUUUUCCCUAGAGGUAGGUAUCCCACUGCGCUUGUAAAUUGCUUCGGGUGCAAGGAGGCCUCCCACUCAGGACUCAGCCCCAACUGUCUUUUUCCAGUUUCUAUCCACUAGGUCAAGCCAGAGGAACUAACCAGUUUUAAGAAACACAGGAGGCCGAGCAGCAGCUUCAUGUUCUGGUGGUAGCUGACUGGCUGGAACCUUUCUCUAGUAUUGCAGUGCCGUCUCCCCCUUGUCCCAAGAUUGAGAGACCUUGUUUCUCCCUGUGGUGUUACAGAAGUGGAGCAGAGUCCCCAAAACCGAUGUGGCCAUUUUACUUUCCCCAGUAUCAUUCAUUCCCUGGUGCCUAAGAGUUCCAGGUGUGAACCAGGAACUUUGUAGGGAGAAAAAAAAAAAGAUGGGGGCUAACGACUCGGAGGUUGACUUAGGCUUCAGAUCCAGCCCCCUACUCUAGGUCUCUAGCCUAGUGUUGUGAGAGGAGCUUCCAAACCCCACUCUAAAGGUUAGCCUUCAGGUCAAAUCUGCCACCUGGGCCCAGCCAAACUUUUUUGACUAAAUAAGCAAUAAGAGGCUAUAAGCUGAUCCAGCCCUAGAACCCUUCCUGCCCUCCUUUGGGUCUCCAAUAUUUUUAAGGUGAAGGAAGGGCCUGUACCAUCCCCUUUCUGUCAGGCUUUGAAUGAGGUUCUUUACCACAGGCCAGGAUAGCUUGGUCACUGCUGUUGGUUGACUUGUGGAGCCUCUGUUCUCUUGGCCUUACUCCUGUCAGAACCCUGCCUUGUCCACUGCACUUCAACAAAAAUGUCAUCCCUGUUCAUCCCUCCCUGCCCUUUCCCCAGAGAAGCAACUUGGCCAAAUCUGAACAGGGUCUAUCCAUGUGGACAAGAGCCAGCCUAAAGUCAUCAUUUGCUGUCUGGUUUCCAGUUUCACAGUGUGUUAGAGGCAAGUAGAGAUUGUAACACUUACUCCUUAGAGGAAUCAGGCCAGACUAAGUUUUGGAGGAAAGUAAGAUCAGGAGGGAGUCAUUUCUACUCUAGAGUCUACUCUUGAGCUUCCCACCAACCAGCUCUUCCUGUUUGAGGCUGGUCUUCUGGAGGCUAUAGGCCACCAAGCCUGGUCAGCACCAACGAAAGCCAUGCCAGGAACCUGCCCACCUGCCAGGGUCAGUUCUUUGAGGUGCCUCUUCAGGGACACCGUGUGUCUCUCUGAUUGGGCUUCUAAAUCAAAAGCCUGAUGUUCGUGUCCCCCUCAUAGGGGGAGCUUUGGACACAGGACCAGUUUGGAAAGGGUCAGGUAAGAGUUUCCACUCUGCACAUUGUAGAGGGGGUACUCCGUAACCCACGGUCCCUUAUUAUAAAGAGGUCGAGUAAAUUUGCCUUCAGUUAACCUGGGACCUUCUGUUGAGUCCCCUCCUGCCUCCCAAAGAUUUUGAUUGUUUUUCUAAGUGUAUAAACUCACCUCUUAAGUGGUCCAGAAGCUUUCUUAUGCUAAAAGCAUGGGAAGUUUAGAGCAGUCAUUCCCUGGGAAACAGACCCCCUUUUCCUGCCCUCCCUUUCCCUAGGGCCUCACUCGACAGGCAGCCCCAGAGGCCAGCCAGGCCCGAGUGUCUGCUGAAGGUUAGCCUGUCUUCCCCUUCAGGUCUUAAAUUGGUUUCCCUCAUCACUCUCCCCCCCCCCCCACCUUGGGCCUUUGGAGUUCCUUUGCUUGUAGUUACCCCAA
Molecule: messenger RNA, 4629 nt
Organism: Erinaceus europaeus (western European hedgehog)
Lineage: Eukaryota; Metazoa; Chordata; Mammalia; Eulipotyphla; Erinaceidae
Gene: CTDSP2
Product: CTD small phosphatase 2
Exons: 8
Coding region: 518-1333 (271 amino acids)
Molecular function (GO): RNA polymerase II CTD heptapeptide repeat phosphatase activity
Source: RefSeq, a predicted model, not a curated record